GUCCAUCCAUCUGAACCAGUUUUCAUUACAAACAAGAAACCAAUUGAACAAGGUAAAUGGCGACCCAGAUACACAGUAAUGCCCAAAUCACUCUUCUACUAUUUCUUCACUGAAUUCCCAAAAGUAAGAGGCUUUCAACAAGAGCAAGAAGAAGACGACGACGACGACGAUGCAGUGGUACUUUGUUGCCGCGCUUCUCACCGUCCUCACCAGCUCUCAGGGAAUCUUGACAACUCUCUCUCAAAGUAAUGGCAAAUAUAAGUACGACUAUGCAACUGUUCCGUUUCUUGCUGAAGUUUUCAAGCUAGCAGUUUCCUGUGUUUUUCUUUGGAGAGAGUGUCGCACAUCUCCUUCUGUACGAAUGACUACAGAUUGGAAGAGCGUGCGCUUAUAUCCUAUUCCUUCAAUCAUAUAUCUAGUUCAUAACAAUGUUCAGUUUGCUACUCUUGUUUAUGUGGAUACUUCCACAUAUCAGAUAAUGGGUAAUCUGAAAAUUGUUACCACAGGCAUAUUAUUCAGGCUAUUUCUAAGAAGAAAACUUUCUAAUCUGCAAUGGAUGGCAAUUGUUUUAUUAGCUGUUGGAACGACCACAAGCCAGGUUAAAGGCUGUGGAGAAGCAUCAUGUGAUUCUCUGUUCUCAGCACCAAUCCAAGGAUAUACACUGGGCAUCCUGUCUGCUUGUAUGUCAGCAUUAGCAGGUGUUUACACAGAGUUUCUUAUGAAGAAGAACAAUGAUAGCCUGUACUGGCAGAAUGUACAAUUGUAUACGUUUGGUGUAAUUUUCAACAUGGCACGGCUUGUCUUCGAUGACUUCAGGGGUGGAUUUGAGAAUGGACCUUGGUGGCAACGGAUUUUCAAUGGAUAUAGUGUUACGACUUGGUUGGUGGUGUUAAAUCUUGGGUCCACUGGCUUGCUGGUUUCAUGGUUGAUGAAGUAUGCUGACAAUAUUGUGAAGGUGUAUUCUACUUCAAUGGCAAUGCUGCUGACAAUGGUUUUAUCUGUAUACCUUUUCACUUUCAAGCCCACAUUGCAGCUCUUUUUGGGUAUUAUUAUCUGUAUGAUGUCACUACACAUGUACUUUGCCCCUCCAAACACGCUGGUAGACAUACCAUUGCCUGUAAAAGCAACCCCUGAGAGUCUGAAAGAAGUUGCUGUUGUUGAAUGAAGAUCAGAUUCCUGAUGCUUCUCUUGUUCAGGGAAACUAAUGCUUUCACAAGUUGCAGUUAAUUGCAGUAACCGGAACAUAGUACAAUUGGCUGAUAGACAAGUUUGCAAUGGGGCCUAGAUUCUUCUUUGAACCAGCAAUAGCUUUCAGAAAGGACACAACUAAGCGUAGCUGGGAUUUCUCUCUUGACCAUAAAAGUUGGAGAGAAACUGAUUCAACCAGUUACUUGAACAAAUUGAUUAGCUUAUAUUCUUUUCUCAUAUUUAUGCUGGAUAUACCUGUUCAAAGUAUGUACUUGUGACUUCUUUAAUCACUGUCAAGAAAUUUGAAAUUCUUGGUAAAUUAUUAUCUUAUCUUAAUGGAUGGAGAUUGCUAUUA
Molecule: messenger RNA, 1543 nt
Organism: Rosa rugosa (rugosa rose)
Lineage: Eukaryota; Viridiplantae; Streptophyta; Magnoliopsida; Rosales; Rosaceae
Product: CMP-sialic acid transporter 1
Exons: 8
Coding region: 170-1165 (331 amino acids)
Biological process (GO): pyrimidine nucleotide-sugar transmembrane transport
Cellular component (GO): Golgi membrane
Molecular function (GO): pyrimidine nucleotide-sugar transmembrane transporter activity
Source: RefSeq, a predicted model, not a curated record